Molecule: messenger RNA, 582 nt
Organism: Aspergillus calidoustus
Lineage: Eukaryota; Fungi; Ascomycota; Eurotiomycetes; Eurotiales; Aspergillaceae
Source: the annotation of a GenBank genome assembly
AUGCAUUACCUUCGCUAUAUCGCCCUCGUGCUCAUGAGCACCAUGGGUGCGCUGGGAGUCGACGUGACUGCGACAGUGAACGGAACCGAGAUUCAACAAGCAGCUGACCAGCUUCUCUCCUUCUUCCCUAGCGCAACCCCAUUCACGGCUAACUUUACGGCCCCUGGCGGAAACCUCAUCCAGCCACCUUCCUCUAUCAUCAACGACAUCAUUACCGGAAUCCCUCCGACGGUGCUCGCCCAGCUCCUGAUCCCUACUGCCCGCAGCUCGAUCGCCUCGGAGUUCCAGGCCGGAAACACUCCGGACUGGUACAAUGAGCUGCCCUCGGAAGUGAAAAGCUAUGUCGCUGCAAUCAGGUCCCAAGUAGGAGCCGGAAAUGUCAAUCUUAGCGCCACACCAACCCCGGCGCCCUCUUCCUCUUCUGAGGAUAGCGAUAGUGGCGACAGCGGUAGCGGAGACAGCGACAGUGGCGACUCGCCCGCUUCAGAGACAUCUUCCGGACUGGGUGCCCGUGCUACUGGCGAGGUUGCCGCCAGCCUGGUCAGCAUUAUUGGUCUUGCUGGAAUUGUGGCGAUGCUGUAG